This is a messenger RNA of Punica granatum (pomegranate), 1132 nucleotides long. The record is from RefSeq and is a predicted model, not a curated record. Lineage: Eukaryota; Viridiplantae; Streptophyta; Magnoliopsida; Myrtales; Lythraceae.
GAAAAGAAAUCCUUCUUCCAGGACGAGCUGGGGCCACGAACCUUAUCCGGGACCGGAUGCUCUGUUCUCGCCAUCAGAUCAUCUCACCCGGCUGCUACCAGCUCCGGUGGAGCUUUCCGGCCAUCGGGGAGCUCUCGCCGGUGGAAGCCAGGUGCUUGGGUCAUACUGAGCGGCGACGGCGAGCUCUCUUGAGAGUGGAGAGAGAGCUCAAGAAAGGUGACCACAGAAGCGCCUUGUCAAUGGUAAAGCAGCUGCAGGGAAAGCCCGGCGGCCUUCGCGGGUUCGGCGCCGCCGAACAGGUACCAAAGAGGCUGCUGACACUGGAUGAUCUUAAGCUCGACGGCAGAGACUUAUCCUACCUUGAACCUCUCGUCGAUUCGGUGAUGUAUUCAAUUCGAAGAUGCAUUUGGUUUGCUUCAAUGGAAGAGGAGGCAUCGGCUAAUGCCACUAAGAAUAUUGUGCUCGAAGAGGAUCUUCCAGAAGAAGAUUACUCCGUGUUUGCACUACACGAAGCAGGUCACUUUCUAGCAGGGUACUUGCUUGGGGUUCUUCCGAAGGAGUACAAGCUACUAAAGAAAAGAGCUUUAGGUCGAGAUCAGUUCGCAGGAGGGAAAGUCAAUUUCAUAGGUUUUGAUUUCCUCAGAGAAGUUCCAAAUGCUAGAGUAUUGAAGAUUCACAAUACCGAUAAAGGAUAUGUUCCAUCAAAGAAGUUCAACAACUUUUCAUGUGUCAUACUGGGAGGCAUAGUUGCAGAGCACCUUUCGUUCGGAUAUUCAGAAGGAUUACACUCGGAUGUCGAUAAGCUGGACAGAGUGAUCAGAUGGUUGGGUCUGACAGAGGAUGAAGCAGAACUUCACAUAAGAUGGGCUGCAACAAACACAGCAUUCAUCUUGCACCGACACCGGGAAGCCGGACUAAAACUAGCAGAGGCAAUGGCAUCGGGAAAGCCUAUCAGCGCUUGCAUUGAUACCAUAGAGGAUGCCAUAUCCAGAAACAAGAUUUAGGUGACAAAAGAAGAUUGAAACAAUCGGAAGCCAUGGAAGCCCUUUUCAUUCAAAUGAAAACAUGAACAGGAAUAAUUCUUGAUAUUCUUUCAACAGAUCCAUCAACAAAGCAGAGAAUCUAACCCUAA